GUCAUUUCGUCAGUCGACAGGUGGUCAGUGCCCAGCGGUGCUCACCCCACGUGACGGCAUCUGCCAAAUGACGAUGCGUUUUGGACGUUAUUGUGUACUUUGUGAUUAGUUCUAGAAGUUUCGAUUGUGAUGUUUUUGGUGUGCGUGGGAUGUAGAUUUGCAUGUUUUCCUUCUUAGUACGAUUGGCUUUUAAUAGUGAGUUAAAGAUAACUAGAAAAUACUUUCUGUCAAUUAAAUUUUUGAUACCUGUGUUUGAUUGUUAUAAGUAUGAUAUCAUUUUGUAGUGGAAUUGGUGACAUUUUGAGUAGCUUUUCCAUCAAUCUCACCGUGGGAGAUCAUAGGAAAGCUCUGUUAUGACAGACAAUGGCCGUUUCACUGUCUCCCACGCUCGAUUAGAAGAUUCGCGUGAGGACAAGUGACGCAACGCCAUCUAGCGGCCGCUGCGUGAACUGCGAUAAGUGGGUUCGAGUCUGGGCAAGAUGAAGCUCAACCUGUUCAAGCGGUCGAUGAUUUUCGCGACGUUCUUCGGCUCGUGUUUGUGCAUAGCGCUGAUUGUAGCGUCGCUGGGCACGCAGCACUGGGUGGACGCGACGGCAAGACGGCUUUCAAACCCCACAGAGUCGAUGGGCAGGAUAAGCUUUGGAUUGUUUGAGGGUCACAAGGAGUUGGAUUUUGGAUACAGAUCAAGGAAUGUUGAUUUCAGUAUAAAGUCGGGCACGCACCCCGCGCGGCGCUGGGCGUGGUGCGGCGCGGCGGCGCAGCUGGCGGUCGCGCUGGCGGCGAGCGGCGGCGCGUGCGUGCUCGCCGCGCUCGGCUCGGCCGCGCGCGCGCGCUGCUCGCCCAAGCCGCUGCUCGUCUGCAACUGCGCCACCGUGCUAUUCUGCCUGGGCGCGAUGUCUGUGUGGCUGACGGAGUUCUUCCUGCGGCUGCAGCACAACGUCAUGUCGGAGGAGGACCUCGCCAACAAGUGGUCCUCCGACAUGACCGCAGAGCUCGGGAUCUCCUUUUGGCUAGUAGUAGCGGCAUGUAUAGCGGCAUUUAUCAACAACGUGUGUAUUUUGAGUGCAAUGGCCGAUACGCCCGCACGUGACGCAGCGCCCGCGCUCGAGGAGAAACUUAAUGGCGCCAUCAUGCUAUACUAACCCUUAUUGCUAUAACAAGAGGGUCGCUAAUUGAGUGGCAGUAGUGGCGCGAUGGUUGACGUUCUAACAUCCUAUAAUAGACCUUAUUGCUAUACUGGAAUGGUCACAUGUCGAGUGGCAGCAGUAGCGGCGUUCGUCAAUGACGUCACGCAUACGCCAUCAUGCUGUACUAGACCUUAUUGCUAU
Messenger RNA from Colias croceus (clouded yellow), 1328 nucleotides. RefSeq lists its product as uncharacterized. Lineage: Eukaryota; Metazoa; Arthropoda; Insecta; Lepidoptera; Pieridae. The transcript is spliced from 5 exons. The record is from RefSeq and is a predicted model, not a curated record. Bases 480 to 1142 code for a protein of 220 amino acids.